AUGGCCACCCCUAUACCUGUGCAGAGGAGUCAUCUUCAGGGCCCCAUCCUCAGGCUCCGAUACAUGGUAAAGCAGCUAGAGAAUGGGGAAGUGAACAUCGAGGAGCUGAAGAAGAACCUGGAGUACACAGCUUCACUUCUGGAAGCGGUCUACAUUGAUGAGACACGACAAAUACUGGACACUGAAGAUGAGUUACAGGAGCUUCGCUCAGAUGCAGUACCCUCAGAGGUUAGAGACUGGUUGGCAUCCACCUUCACCCAACAAGCUCGAGCCAAGGGCAGACGAGCUGAGGAGAAGCCAAAAUUCCGAAGCAUUGUCCAUGCUGUGCAGGCUGGGAUAUUUGUGGAGCGCUCAUGCCUGGAAACACUGAGUGGGGACAAGGAGGCAGAGCUGGGCCUGCCCUUCUCCCCACUCUGCGACCGUACUUCCACCCUGGUGGCUCAGUCCCAGAUCGGAUUCAUUGACUUCAUUGUGGAGCCCACUUUUUCUGUUUUGACUGAUGUGGCUGAGAAGAGUGUCCAACCUUUGGUAGAUGAUGGCUCCAAGGCAAAGACAAAGGCCAGGGAACCAGGUGACCUCAACCCUGACCUGGUCAGUUUCCGGACCACCUGGACCAAGUACAUUCAGGAGAACAAACAGAAAUGGAAAGAAAGAGCUGCGAGCGGCAUCACCAAUCAGACUUCCAUUGAUGAGCUGUCCCCAUGCGAAGAGGAAGCUCCUUCAUCCCCUGCUGAAGAACUCAAUCAGAACGGCAACCUGGAUUAGCUGCCUGGGCCCAGGCUCAGGUUUCACUUUAGCCCAAAGUCGUUGACGCCAUCAGCACCACUCACUGGGACUGGCUCCCUCGAAUGACAGAUCGAUCUGAGGCAGGGGAACCCAAGGGUGAAGAGAGAAGAUGGAUGACCCUAAAGGCCAAAUGUCAGAGAUUGUGGGGUUGGGGGAAGGGGACAUUUGGGCCUGGGCUUUGGCCUGCCACUCCCCACUAGGAAGCCCCUUGCCAUCCCCUAGAAUGGGGUAUAUUUUCCUUUCUCAGGCAGUAAAACCCAGGGAGCUUUGUCCAACCCCGCUUCCUCUGGACUACACUUCUCCCCUUCCCCGCCAAUAACCAGGUGUCUUGUGGGGGAGAAGCUUCCUGGACUGUCUCCUACCCCAAGGUUUGGGGUGGGAAAAUCAGUGAUGCCAGCCCCCUUCAGUGCAAUACUCUUCUUGCCUCCAAGUUUCUGAGCAAUACAUUUUGGGGGUCCCCUUGGGGCCCCCAUCCCAGAUCUUAGCUGGCAGGUCUGGGCCCCAGUUUCCUCCCCCUGGGAGGGGCCAGAACAGGACAUGUGGAUCUCUUAAAGCUGGGGAGGAACAACUUUCCCAGUCCCCCUCAUUCCCCAAAGAAGACGGCUUUCUACAUUUGCUCCAAAUUGUUGCGUCCCAGGCCCUUCUCCUUCCCAGCCCAGCUCCUUUUACUCCUAGCCUCAUCCCCUGAGGCAGCUCUCCUCUUUAUGCCCUUUUUCAAUGUGAUCCUGGAGCCAGGGGAGAGGUAACUGCCUGGGUAUAUGGGUACCCCCCACCCCAGGGCUUCAGCAACCUUAGAAAGGCUGGGAACCCACUCCUAUUUGUAUUACUCCCCUCUACUGAGUCCAAUGUACCCUCUCCCCGACAUCGGACACCCUGGUUGGGGUGGGGGGUGGCUUCCAUCCGACCAAUGUCUGUAAAGUGCUUUGAGGUUUUCUGACAUGAGCACCCAGUAAGUAUCCCCUUAAAGAGCACAAGCUCUCAUCCUCCCCUUACCCAUGGGGCAGGGGAAGAAACCAAGGAGCUCUUACCAGGCACGGCCAUCCUGAACCAGCGUGCCCCAGAGCUUCGUUGGGGUGGCAUUUGGGUAAUGGAGAGAGGGAUGUGCAAUCCAGAAAUCCAGUAUUGACGACUGACCAAUGCUACAACCAGUCCCUGGGCCCACCCAUCUCUCCCAAAUGGUUACCCUUCUUGGGACAGUAACCCAGGGUAACCAUAGGCAGAGGGCUGGGUGGGGUUUGGGGAGAGCGCCCCCUACUUCUCCCCUCCCCUCACCCCCAAGGGAAAAACCAAAUUUGAGGUGACCCUGCCCUCCGUGUAAAUACUGCUCAGCACAUCUGUACAAUGGGCUGUGUUCCAUGUGUCUUGUAUCCACCAUGGUUUCUUGAACAUGCUGGCCUCCCCUCCUGUCCCAGCAGCCUCUCCUACCUGGGGACUGGGGACAGAGGCGCAUGUGGCUCUCCCCACCCCUCCUCGCAGACCACUGCUACAUCCAGAGACCAAUAAAGGAGGGAGACGGGGUCCGAUGUUGUCUUCAUCU
Molecule: messenger RNA, 2323 nt
Organism: Gracilinanus agilis (Agile Gracile Mouse Opossum)
Lineage: Eukaryota; Metazoa; Chordata; Mammalia; Didelphimorphia; Didelphidae
Gene: PDE1B
Product: phosphodiesterase 1B
Exons: 9
Coding region: 1-765 (254 amino acids)
Biological process (GO): signal transduction
Molecular function (GO): 3',5'-cyclic-nucleotide phosphodiesterase activity
Source: RefSeq, a predicted model, not a curated record